AUGGAAAUUUGCAUCACCAUUUAUCAUUCGCAAUACACACAACUACGCUGCCCAUAUCUGCGUGAACUCAGACCGUGCCUCCCCGGACAACCAGCCAUCAAUGUCACCAGCAAUAGCAGAUUCCAGAAUUUGCUCAUUCCACCCAGUACAAUCUAUCCCGAGGGCAGUCUCAUUAUUGAAGUCAUUGAGAACCCAAUGAUUCCACUUACUGAAAUCAAAUCACUCAAAAAUUGGUGCAAACAGUGUAUCAUUCUUCCAGAUCGUCCACAAGGUAGGAAAAGCCGCGAUUGUGCUACGUGGUGUGCUACAUUUGAUGAACAUCUCGACAUUACUCCUUUAGGUUUAAAGAAAUGUGUAUUGGAAGAACGUGGAUACAAUGGUACGGAGUUGGUUAGCACCUGUGCCGGUAAAGAGCACAUCCAGCCGCACAAAGGUUUCCCUGUAUACGUAAGAUCCUCGGAAGUAACUGAGAAGCAGAUGAACGAUUUGUGCUCGAACGCCGUUUAUAUGGAGAUCUGCAUAUCGAUAGUCGCCUCAGAAUACACGAGACUACGCUGCCCUCGUCUACGAGAACUUCGGCCAUGUCUCCCAGGACGACCAGCUAUCCAGAUUAAGAACAACUUGAAGUUCAGAGAGUUCCUCAUUCCUGUCACAGUGAUCUACCCUCAACACGAGCUGAUCUACGAAAUUACGGAAAACCCCGUCCUGGACAUAACGAUCAUCACAUGGCUCAAGAAGAAGUGUGAACGCUGCCUGGUGACGGCCAAUCUCGGAUGUGAUCUGCAGAAGCGAACAUACAGUAAUAAGGAACUGGUCGCUGCUUGUGCAGGAAAGAAGAUCAUUCGUCCAGCUCAGGGGAGAACAGCUAUACGAAUUGUCGACAACUUCCUACUGGAGACGCUUAUUAUUCCUUGGCAAUUUAUCUACCCGAAAGGAGAUAAGAUCCUUGAAAUCAGCAACAAUCACGACUUUCAAUUACAAUCAUCGAAAAACUCAAGAUACUUUGCCCCAGGUUGCAUAAUCACUGCAAAUCUAGGUUGUGGCCUUCAGAAGCGGGACUACUCCACCAAUGAACUUGUUGAUGCGUGCGCAGGAAAGGAGAUCAUAAAGCCAGCGCAAGGAUACAUUUUGAUACUUAACAGCGAUUCCGUGACCGAAAUGCAGCUGAACGCACUGUGCUCAAGAAGCUGUCUACAUGGAAAUUUGCAUCACCAUUUCUCACUUCGCAAUUCUUACAAUUACGCUGCCCAUAUCUGCGUGAACUCAAACCGUGCAUGCCCGGUAGGUCGCCCACAAACUUCGUUCGGAGUACCAGCCAUCAAUGUCACCAGCAACAGCAGAUUCCAAAACCUGCUUAUUCCAUCCAAUACAAUCUAUCCCGAAGGCAGUCUCAUUAUUGAAGUCAUUGAGAACCCAAUGAUUCCACUUACUGAAAUCAAAUCACUGAAGAGAUGGUGCCCACAGUGCAGAAUCCUUCCUGCGGGACAUGCUAACCCA
This is a messenger RNA of Ostertagia ostertagi, 1497 nucleotides long. NCBI's taxonomy places the organism in Eukaryota, Metazoa, Nematoda, Chromadorea, Rhabditida, Trichostrongylidae. The record is from the annotation of a GenBank genome assembly.